Messenger RNA from Telopea speciosissima, 1549 nucleotides. Its product is annotated as tafazzin. Gene Ontology annotation, biological process: phospholipid metabolic process. The record is from RefSeq and is a predicted model, not a curated record. The transcript is spliced from 7 exons. Lineage: Eukaryota; Viridiplantae; Streptophyta; Magnoliopsida; Proteales; Proteaceae. Bases 93 to 1496 code for a protein of 467 amino acids.
CUUUUUAUCAUUUUCAAAACAAAAUCUCUAUUCCAACUAUUUUAUUAACUUCCGAUCAUCCACUUUGGAGAGAUUUCUAGUAGCUCGAUUCUAUGGCGGAGGACUGGGUUGAUCGGGGAGAUUUGUGGAAGAACAGGGCUCGAGCAUUGCAGCUUCGCAUUAGGGAUCGUUUUCGCGUCGCCGUUGAUAGGGAACGACGUAAGAGUGGGUUCUCAGAUGGUUUUUUAUCAUCGUCGCUGCAACGAUGGGUCACUCGCCUCCGAAAUCUUCGCAGAGAUUCAUUGCCUGCUUCUUCAGCAUUUUACCGGAAGCGAGUGUAUAGAGAUAUUGAUGCAGUUGAAGAUUCAGUCAUCCUUCGCAUGCUACAAGCUUUGGCAGUUCCAGUUAUUGGAAAUGUUUGUCAUGUGUUUAUGCAUGGGUUUAACCACAUACAGAUCUAUGGUGGAGAAAAGCUACAUCAGGCAUUACAGCAGAGACCUGAAGGGAAACCCCUGAUAACGGUAAGCAAUCAUGUGGCGUCCAUGGAUGAUCCACUUGUCAUUGCCUCUCUGUUACCACCAAGUUUUAUGUUGGAUGCUCACAGAUUGAGAUGGACACUCUGUGCAACUGAUCGAUGCUUUAAAAAUCCUGUGACUUCUGCAUUCUUCCAAUGUGUAAAAGUUUUGCCUGUUUCUCGUGGUGAUGGGGUUUAUCAAAAGGGUUUGGACAUGGCCCUUUCAAAACUGAAUUCUGGUGGGUGGGUUCAUAUCUUCCCAGAAGGAAGUCGUUCUCGUGAUGGUGGGAAAACCAUGGGAUCUGCCAAGAGAGGAAUUGGAAGGUUGGUGAUGGAUGCAGACACUAUGCCUGUUGUUAUUCCCUUUGUACACACAGGGAUGCAAGAUAUCAUGCCUAUAGGUUCAAGUGUCCCAAAGAUUGGCAAGACGGUGACAGUGCUUAUUGGUGAUCCAAUCCAAUUUGACGAUUUGCUCCUUACUGUGGAUGAUACCCAACAAGUAUCUAGAGCAGCAUUAUUUGAUGCCAUAUCAUCUAGGAUUGGUCAUCGACUUAAAGAGUUAAAACUCCAAGUUGAUAGAUUGGCCCUUGAACAGUUACUUGAAGUCGAAGUUCACACUUUACCAAAUGCACAACGUGCAAAUGGACUCUUGCAGCAGGUGGACUGGGAAGCAUUUGGCAUGGCAAGUUACAUGCUGACAGAAGAUCAUUCCUCUCUAAGACCUGCAAUUGAAGCCCAGCUGAAGGUAAAUCUUGAUCAAGCACCAAGAGACACUUCUUCUGAUAGAUAUUUUAGGAUAGGUUUCUCUUAUGAAGGUGGGAUUGUGUCAAGGAUCCGUGGUUAUAUGGACCCAACUGGAUUAAUGGGGUUUGCAGCAAAGGGUUUAUUUAUGAACAACAGAAUACAGGAGAAUAAAUGUACAAGCUUUCAGGAAAUUGGUCCUUUGAGGAUCUGGAAACAGUUCCUCAAAGCUAACAUUCUCCAGCAAUGGAAUCGCUGCUAAACUUCGAUUGACUGGAUCAAACAAUGUUUACUGAAAGAAAUUACCUUUACUAA